AUGGAUGGAGGAGCUCUAUUUUUAGACCCUUAAAGUGCGAUAUUUGAUUUAUCAUUUAAUUAAUGCAAUUUUUCAGAUAUUUACUCAAAUUCUUCUAAUUCAAAAGCUUUGUCUAUUGGGCAAUCUUAAUUAAUUUAGCAAAGCUAACAGAAUCAUAUUAUUUUAAUAGGUAUAAAAAUUUUGAAUGCUUUUGGAGGUACUAAUUCUGCAUUUUUAAAUGCAAUAAAAUGUAAUUUAACUAUACAAAGCAUGGCUGUCACUCAUAAUUAAUAGUUUUAGGUAUUAAAUUUAUUUAAUGAAAUUAAGUAUGAUUAAUUAACGACAUUCCAACUUUAAAAUUCUGAGGUAACUAUAAAUUAAUUGAAUUUCAGCAAUUUAAAUAUACCCACAAGCUCUUCACCUCUUUUAAUGAGUGCUACUUCUUCAAAUGUGACUAUUUAAAAUUCAAUAGUUGAAAAAAACAAUUUUACUCUAAGCCUGAUUGACUUCAUCCAAGGUUAGCUCACAAUACAAAAUACCAAAUUCUAAAAUAUACACUAAUCUAUACCCAAAUCAAGAAUAAUUGAAGAAUCUACAUAAAAUAAUUAAGGCUCUUUUAAUUCAUUGAUCAGGAUUACAAACUCAUAAUUAAAAAUAAAUUAAAAUUCAGUUUUUAAUUCAAUUUCUUGUUUAUACAACUGUUAAGGCUCAUCAAUAUUAAGUCAAUAAUCUACUCUAAUCGUUUAAGAUUGCCGAUUUAUAGAUUCUUAGUCAUCUAAUGGUGGUUAAUUCUCAGUAGUUGGACUUAAUUCUAUUAAUAAUAUUAUUGAGAACACGUAUUUUAUAAAUAAUGAAGUUAAUAAGGAUGGAGGAGCCUUUUACUUGUAAACGAGCUAGCAAGAUGUAUUUUAGUUGAACUUUAUUAACAGUAAAUUUACUUUAAAUAAAGCUUCGUAGGGAUAUGGAGGUGCAAUUUAUAUCAUUUCAUAAGCAUAAAAUACAUAACAAUAGAAUAUCCUUUUAACAAAUACAUUAAUUUAUUAAAACAGUGCAUUGGUUGCUGGUGGAAUUUUUAAUCAAGGGAUCAACCCAAUAUUAGAUAAAAAUUCUUAAAUACAUAACAAUAUAGCUGAUUAUUAUGGAACAGAUAAAUUUUCAUACCCUCAAGAGUUAUAUUUAAUAAAUUAAAACAAAUUUAAAGUAAAUAGCAAUAGUAAUUAAGCAAAAGUAAUUUUGGAUAAAUUUAAAAGUGGUGAUACCCUACCAGAUAUUAUAUUUUAACUUAGAGACUUCAAAGAAAUAACUUUGAUUGGUAAGCCAGGGCAAGUGUCUUUUAUUGAAUUUACAUCUGAUUCAAUAAAAAUAUUUAAUAGUAAUACUCAAAGUUAUGAGCAAAACUAUUCCUAUCCUAUUUAAGUUAAUUUUAGGGAAUGCAAUAAAGGUGAAAUAAUCUCUUCGUAUAAUAAUAAUUUUUAAGAAUGUUAAACUUGUGAUGAAGGUAAAUACUCUCUAGACUUUUCUGGGUGUUAUUCAUGCCCUUCUGGAGGUGAAUGCACUAGAGGAGUAAUUCUUUUAAAGCAAGGUUUUUGGAGAGAAGAACAAUACAGCUCAGAUAUUAUUGAAUGUACUAAUAGAUUGGAAAAUUGCAUAGGAAAUUCAUAUGGAAAUGCUGUUUGUAUAGAAGGGAAUAUAGGGCCCUUGUGUGAAGAAUGUGAUGUGUAUGGUACUUAUUGGAAAACUAGUUAUACAAAAAAAAAUAAAUUUGAGUGCAUAAAAUGUAAAGAAUAGACAUACAAUUUAUGGAAAUUAUUUUUAUCUAUAUUAUGGAUAUUUUUUGCUGUGUAUCUCACUGUUAGGAGAGACAAAAAAAAUUAAAGAUUAAGGUUAAUUGUAAAUGCCUUUUAUAAAAAAAAUGUAUACACAUUUAUGGAUAGAUAAAAGACCCUUCUCUAUGAGUAGAAAUCAAAAAUCUAUAUGAAGAUUUUUGUUAAUUAUAUUUAGAUUGCCUCUGCAGCUGUCUCAUUUAAUUUAAAUAUAGGAGCAUAUGUAAUAGAUGCAAUUUCUUACUUAGGAGUGCCUAUUUCUACAUCUAUUGACUACUUAGAAUGUUUAAUAAAAGAUUUAAAUUCUGACAUUCCCUUGAUUUAUUUGAAAUUGAUUGUUUCCAUUCUAUGCCCUUUAGCUAUUUUGUUAGUUUACUUAGUAUAUGAAGUAAUUAUAUAAAAGUGUUACUACAAGUCAACGCGUCUUUUUUCUUACUCAGUAUAUACAGCAUCAAUAUUUUUAUUCCUUUAUGUAUAACCAGACUUAGUUUCUUAAAUGAUUGGCCUUCUUUCCUGUAGAAAAAUAAUGAACACAGAUUACAUAUUAAUUAAUAUGAAUUAUUAAUGCUACACAGAUACAUAUAAAUUUUACAGUAUAGCCUUAGUUCUACCUUUUUUGAUAUUGUGUACUAUUGUUUUACCUGCUUUUCUAUUUAUUUAGAUUUAUAUUUCCUAAAGAAGACAUGGUUUAAAUGAUGUAAAAAUAAAUUUAAAAUAUGGGUUUUUAUUUUAAGAAUAUAAAGAUUCUGUCUAUUUUUGGGAGAUAAUUAAAAUCAUUCAAAAAAUUGUGAUAAUUAUUCUUCUGAACUUUUAUUCUUAAGUUGUAAUGGUGAAAGGUAUUUUAAUCUACUUAGUUAUUUUGUUUUAUGGAGUGCUAUCAAAUAAAUACAAGCCUUACUAAUAAGAUUAAUUAAAUAAAAUUGAUAAUUAUUCAACUUAAAUUUGUGCUUUCACAAUAUUGCUUUGUGUCUUCAUUAACAAUAAUUAAUACAAUUAUUUGAAAAUUGGCUGUUUUAUAAUAAUAGUUUUGAUUAACUCAUUUUUUAUCAUUUACAUAGCUCUAAGAAUACUAAAAGACAAAUAUAAUUAAGUCAUUAAUCUAUUGUUUAAAGUUUUUGAAAAAUACCCAUCAAUACAAAAAUACUUUAAAUAAAGAAAGAUAAAAAUAAAUCCUGCUUUAAAGCAAAAGAUCAGAUCAUCUUUAAAAGAGUUUGCAAAGUUAAAUCAAAAUUAAAUUAAGGAAAUGCUCUCUUCUAUUAGAAAUACAAAAACAACUUAAUAAAACCAACAAGAAAAUGAUAAUUAACUUAAUUCUAAAUAAGAUUAAGAAAAUAUUUUUUUACAAGACUUAAGUCCUACUAAGUAGCUAGAUUCUAUACCAAAUAGUCACAGAUAAAUGUUGAGCAUUGAAACAGACAGCUCUAAUUUUAAUACAUAGAUGAUUAACAGUUAAACAGAAAGACUUUAUGCAAGUUUUAAACCAAAAUCAAUGUUAAGCGUAGAAUAAAAGCACUUGACAAAUAGUUAAAAACCAAUUAAUGUUAAAUUUAAGAUAUCUUACUUAUAAGCACACAGUGGAGACAUUCAAGAAGAUUCUUAAAACAAAGAGAAUUCUAUAGGCAAUUAAAUCGAAGAUAAUUAAAAGUAAAAUGUGACAGAAAACUCUCAAUUUAAGGAAGUCUAUUAAAAAGGGUAUUCGGAAACAAUUUAAAACGAAAUAGAAUUAAUAAAAAAUUCUUAAAUUAAAGAUGGCUCAUAAAGUGAACAAAUUAAGAUCUAUUAAAAUAUUUGA
This is a messenger RNA of Tetrahymena thermophila SB210, 3594 nucleotides long. Its product is annotated as transmembrane protein, putative. The record is from RefSeq and is a predicted model, not a curated record. The transcript has 8 exons. Lineage: Eukaryota; Ciliophora; Oligohymenophorea; Hymenostomatida; Tetrahymenidae.